AUGGCACAUCCCUGCUUCGAACAGUACACACACAUCACCAUGUCGAGUCGUCCGGAAAACCUGGUGAUUGUCAACGCGAAUGCGGCCAGUGGGCGAUCAAACACCAUGGAUGCCAAGAAACGCGUCUUAAAGCCACUUCCGCCAGUCUCGUCGUUCAAGUACAACUCCAUUCUGGCGACAUGUGAAACCGAGGCCCAGGACGUGACCGACUGUCUGCAACACAUUGCUGCAAAGUACCAGCAUGAUCUGUCAUGCGAGGUGGACGAGGUGAAGAGGGCACAGGUCGAGCUGAUUCGCCGAAUGGGCGAAAUUGACUCGCUUUUGGUCAACACGUCCACGCAGAUCAACAUCAACAUCCAGCAGUUCAGGACCUCCAAGAACACCCUCAAGUCGGUGGAAAACAUUUCAACACAAUGCGAACAGACCUACCAUCGUUUGGACUCGAUCAUCAACCACCUGUUUUCGAUCGAAGAAAAGCUACCUUCUUACGAGCGUCUAGGCCUGGAAAAGAGCCCCCAUAAACAACAUUACCCUGUGCUACAUGAGUGGAUGAGAGCAAAUGACAGAGGCCCUUCUGCAUCACCUUCUUCUCCACCAGGAGACCAACAACAAGACAUAACUAACCAUCCAUACCCCUCGCGUGACCCAAACAAAAGCACAGACUCAAUCUCUUCCCAGGUACCACUUUCAAAACUGCAAGAGAGAUCGCUACAAACAGUCCGAUCACGCGACUCGACCUCUUCAGACCGACCGCCGCUAUCAAAACAGUCGUCACGUGAGUUCCUGCGUCCUGCCAGCAGCCAAUCACGUGAAUCACGUGAGUCUCUACGAUCUCUGCGAGACAACAGACGUGCUCUCAACACCAAAACAUACCCCUCUCUCUACCCUCGGCCAAUGAUGUCGCUCAUGUCUUCCACCAGCAAUGUGUCUACUACCAUGAGUCCCAUCGAGCCUCAGACGCUGUUUGAAGAGGCUGUGGCCACCACUCGAGCUCCUAGACGCAUGGUUUCAAUGCAGAGCAUUCAGAGUAUGCAAAGUCUCAACUCCGGACAGUUGCCUCUCAUGGAGGCAGACUCUGCGUCUACGGUUUCGCGUGCUGCUACCAUCAAAUCCUCCUUUUCUUUCCGAGGAAUCGCAGACUUCCUCAAGGGCUCGCCCAAGAAGAAAAUGUCUGCCGAGCAGAGACUCAGAGGGUUUCUCUAA
This is a messenger RNA of Yarrowia lipolytica CLIB122, 1203 nucleotides long. RefSeq lists its product as uncharacterized. Lineage: Eukaryota; Fungi; Ascomycota; Dipodascomycetes; Dipodascales. The record is from RefSeq and is a predicted model, not a curated record.